This is a messenger RNA of Pyricularia oryzae 70-15, 2290 nucleotides long. RefSeq lists its product as uncharacterized. The transcript has a single exon. The record is from RefSeq and is a predicted model, not a curated record. Gene Ontology annotation, biological process: lipid metabolic process. Bases 552 to 1679 code for a protein of 375 amino acids. NCBI's taxonomy places the organism in Eukaryota, Fungi, Ascomycota, Sordariomycetes, Magnaporthales, Pyriculariaceae. Gene Ontology annotation, molecular function: phosphoric diester hydrolase activity.
CGGUACACUGCCCCCGGGGGGUCAUUUACCAACAUGUUCUCGGUUCAAAACCUGAAGGGGUGUGGGUAACAAAGGACCUGCUUAGUUGCACCUUCUGUUUUCUAACGUAGGUAGGGUGGUAGUCUUUUGUGGCUUGGUUCUUUUUUGUAGUAUUCAUCUCUUCAUUUCUUCCCACUUUCCCCUUGUUAUCUCCACAAACAUUUGCUCAUCUUUUGUCUGCUUUCCGCAUUGGUCUCCUCUUUCUUGCAUUCCAACUUGUUUUAUCUCUUUGUACAGUAGCAUUAUUUUAUAUUUACUUUUCCCUCUCCUCUCUGCUGUUUGUCCCGUCGUUCGGUUUCUUGUUAUACUUUGCUAUACCGUUUCCGCCCGGUGCCCGUUCCGAGGUUUGAAAGCAUCCAAAGACAAGACCGGUUCAUGUAUACAUACUAAAAAAAAAGCCGGCCUUUUCUCGUCCAUCACCAACAAAAAAUUCAAAUAAAAACAUUGGUCAUCACAAGCUUGACUCGGGAAUUAAACUACUCAGGAAGAAAGAAAAAAAGAGGUACGGCAAUAUGGGUUUCUCAGUUUGGUCUGCCAUGACGGCAGUCCUGGGGUUGUCGGCAGCAGUGGUAUCAGCUGGAUCUCCCAGCAGGCAUAUGGCGAGGGCGGACGCGGCCUGCAACAACUCGCCAGAGCUGUGCUCAAGGGCGUACAACCAGAUCACACACAUGGGCGCUCACGACAGCCCCUUCCUCCGCGACGCGUCGACGGGCAACUCGAUCGCGGGCAACCAGUUCUUCAACGCGACCGUGGCCCUCUCGGCCGGCCUGAGGCUGCUGCAGGGCCAAGUUCACAACGUCAACGGCGUCCUGCGACUAUGCCACUCGGACUGCUCGCUGCUCGACGCGGGACCGCUGCAGGACUGGCUCGCCAAGGUCAAGGCCUGGAUGGACGAUCACCCAAACGACGUCGUCACCGUGCUGCUGGUCAACUCGGACAACAUGGACGUCGCAAAGUUCGGCGCCGCCUUUGAGGCCUCGGGCAUAUCAAAGUACGGCUACAAGCCCGCGUCCACCACGGCCCCCACCGGAAACUGGCCGACCCUCCAGACCAUGAUCGACGCUGGCACGCGCCUCGUGUCCUUUAUCGCCUCCAUCGACGCCAGCCCAACCUACCCGUACCUGCUGUCCGAGUUCUCGUACGUCUUUGAGACCGAGUUCAUGGUCACGACGCCGACGGGCUUCAACUGCAGCCGGGGCCGGCCCACGGCCGCCGGCACCGCCGCCAACGCCAUCGCCAAGAACUUCAUCCCGCUCAUGAACCACUUCAAGUACGACAGUCUGACGAGCAGCAUCCAGAUCCCCGCCGUCGGCGACAUCGACUCGACCAACUCGCCCGACGCCACCAAGGCCGGCGCCUUGGGCCUGCACGCCGCCACCUGCAAGAAUGAGUGGGGCGUCGUCCCCGUCCUGGUCCUCGUCGACUUUUGGGACAAGGGUCCCUCCAUCCAGGUCGCCGACGUCAUGAACGCCAUCACCCCGACGGGGAGGAGCCUGCCGUCGUCUGCCGGCGGCGCCAGUGGCGGUAACAAGGGUACCACCACCGGCCGGAGCGACGGGAGCAGCACCAAGGAGCCUAGGCUGGGCUUGGGCACCGGUGCCCUGGUGGCUUUCAUGGCGGCUGCCGUGCUCAUGUUUUGAUUAUUUUGAUUAUUAUUUUAUUUUAUAUUCACAUCAUCUUGGUACAGACCUCGUGUCUUUCCUUUUGUCAGAAAACAGAUAUCCGGUACAGAUUUAGCAUAGCGAUGGCGUUUCAAUUUGAUUGGCUCAUUACUUCACAUCCUUCUUUUCUUUUCUUUUUUUUUCCUUUCACAUUUUCUGAUUUGCCGUCUGGCAUUGUAUACCGUGAAUCUACUACUGUACGGUAGACUCUUUUGCUGAGCUGUAUCGAGUCGCAACACAAUUAUAUGGCCAAGGUCGAUCCCUAUUUCGUCUUCACCGCACGCUAGUACACAAUUAAAUUACAAGUUUGUGGCUGGCUGGAGUUGAUUGAAACGUUGGGCGACGGCCGGUUGCGCCUUAGGGCAGGAAGCAAGUGUUUUAUUCUAGAAUCCAUCGCGCACGCUUGGCCACCGACUGUUAAUAUCUAUACCCAGAUGCAAUCUUCCAAGGAAGAGCCAUCCACAAUAGAAUCAGGAAAUCAGGAAACAGGAGAUCCAUAGUCUCCAUAAAGCACGAACCAAUCUAGAAUGCAACAAGGACCAUCCUCCAAAUACAGCCAAAUUGCAAGCAAGUUAAGGUGGCUAUUAUUC